UCAGCCAGAGGUGGUACAGUCCAGAGAGCGGGAGGCUGCAAACAGUUAGCUUCAGAGAUCAGCUGGGAUACUCAGACCAGUUUCUCCAGGAAGAUGAGUGAGGAGAACGCAGAGGAGUUGAAGCAGCUGGAGGCUGAGGUGAAGCUGCUGCAGGCAGAGAUUAUAGCUCUGCAGCAGCAGCGGCAGGACAGCUGGGAAAACGCCUCCUUCCAGUUCAGGGGACAGAUGCAGGACGCUCUAGCGUUUGUCUGUGGACGGACGCAGGACCUGGAGGAGACGGUGGUGUCCAGGCUGAAGGAGGAGGUGGAGGAGCUGGAGAAGGACUUGAAGCUGCAGACUCAGAUAAAUGGCAUCUGCCUGAACAGCUGCAUCACAAAGACCCUGCAGAGCCGCGGUCAGGAGGUGGUCCACCAGGUCCGUCUGUCAGGUCGCAGCUCUGAGCUGGUCUUCCAGGUAGAGUUCCAGCUUUCUGAGCUCAAGGACGGAUCGAGAACAGAGCGGAGAAUCAGAGAUCUGAACCUGGUGCUGGACUCCAGCGACCUGCUGAGCCUCAGCAGCUUCCUGUCCAGGGUGGAGGAAACCCGGGACCUCCUGUUGUUCUUCAGAACCAUCAGGAGUUACUCAGAGAAAUGCGACGAUCGGACCAGAACCUUUCAGCACUUCCAGGAGAAGUUUCCCUCCAUUGUGUCUCUUCCCAAAGGCAUGACCUUUGGCAUGCCCUCAGAGGUCAUGACCUUGAAUCAUCCCGAGCUUCCAGGCUGCUGCUUCUUCAUUCACUGGUGCGUGGAUGUUUCCACAGGGGGCGCUGUCACUCCCAAGAUCCAGCUGCUGUCAAAGAUCCCAGAGAAAGCUCUGCAGCUGUUCCCCAGUCAGCCAGCAGGGGGCGGCGCUGCUGAGGCCUUCCAGAGCCUGCUGAGGAUUCUGGGACCUGAAGCUGCCAUUGAGUCCAUCAUCAGAGCCGUUAGCCUCUCAGAGAGUGACAAACUCAGCGAUUAGCAGCUUCAGAGGUUCUGCUGGACCUCAGCUGAUCCUAAACCAGAACUUUAUUCCCUAUCCUGGACGAGACAAAAUGCACAAGAAGCAGACAAACCAGCAGAACUCUUUGGUCCAAAUGUACAAAAAUAAAAUAAAUGAUUUCAGUAGAAAACAUCGGACAGCUA
Molecule: messenger RNA, 1160 nt
Organism: Poecilia reticulata (guppy)
Lineage: Eukaryota; Metazoa; Chordata; Actinopteri; Cyprinodontiformes; Poeciliidae
Source: RefSeq, a predicted model, not a curated record